Messenger RNA from Sclerotinia sclerotiorum 1980 UF-70, 216 nucleotides. RefSeq lists its product with no specific name. The transcript is spliced from 2 exons. Lineage: Eukaryota; Fungi; Ascomycota; Leotiomycetes; Helotiales; Sclerotiniaceae. The coding region runs from base 1 to 216 and encodes 71 amino acids. The record is from RefSeq and is a predicted model, not a curated record.
AUGUCAGUGUUAUCUUUGCACCGUGUUGUGAAGCAAGCAAUCAAGGCCACUGCCCUGGCAGAAAUGCUAGGAGACCUCAUGAAGGACAACCUCGUCAAAGUUCAACAAUCGAAGUAUACAUAUGCAUAUACACGAAAAUUCGAGGUUCGAGGUGGUAUCUUUAUGGGAAGCAUUCGCUCCCUUCGGAGUCAGAGAUACCAUGAAUAUGGUCAAUAA